Messenger RNA from Cynoglossus semilaevis (tongue sole), 3261 nucleotides. Its product is annotated as cationic amino acid transporter 2. Gene Ontology annotation, molecular function: L-ornithine transmembrane transporter activity; L-lysine transmembrane transporter activity; L-arginine transmembrane transporter activity. The transcript is spliced from 13 exons. Bases 833 to 2680 code for a protein of 615 amino acids. Gene Ontology annotation, cellular component: plasma membrane. The record is from RefSeq and is a predicted model, not a curated record. Gene Ontology annotation, biological process: L-arginine import across plasma membrane; L-ornithine transmembrane transport. Lineage: Eukaryota; Metazoa; Chordata; Actinopteri; Pleuronectiformes; Cynoglossidae.
UGGGAGGGUCACACAGGCCAGUGUUGUAUAUAGAGCAGAAAAAAAAGCCAUGUUUGCUUCAUGCUGGUCAUUAGUUCGGAUACUUUUGCCCAGACCCACGGUGACCAUUCGCUCCGUGUGGAACUGACGACAAGGUAAAAAAAAAAGAAGAAUAUCAGCACCUUUUGAAUUCACGUGGAGGAUCUGCAGAGAGGAAGUGCCAGCGUUUGGUUUGGUCAAAGGUUCCUUGGCCGCCGUCACAGGCUGCAUUCCCACUCACCUCCUGCCUGCUGAAGUACGUAGAUGCCAGCAGGGAUUAGGUGAUGUGAAACCCACCACCCUUUAGGCGGGACAUGAGAAGCCAAAAGCUACCUGUUAGGAGUACGAGUGCAGCCUGACGCAUACAUAAGCCAUGAAAGCUGCUUUGUCCUCGGCCGUUUCAUUAACUCACAAGGACAUUGAUGUGGCAGCGUUACACUUCCAGGCCCCUUCCCUUUUUUUGGGGGGUGGUGUGGGGAGUGGGUUCGAACAGAGAUGCAGUGACACUGUGGCAAUUGUUCCCACUCAGCAUAUACACAGGUUGGAGAAUAUGUUGUCUGAAAACCAGGUGGAAAAACAAAUACUACAAGUAUUGUAAAUUAAUCCUGCUAACGGAGGAUAAUCUGAAAGUCACAGAGGAAUGUAAACGCAGACGUCAACAGUUAAAGCUGGAGUUAACCUCACAAAGCCUGGCUAAUGUGAUCAGGUGUAAAAUAUCUCACAUUUUUUCCUACUAUUUUUUUUAUUUCUCUUUUAGCUCCUUGAACAUGUCUUCCGUCUGACCUGCCGCUGCUGCUGCAGUGAGGAUCCAAACAUGCCGUGUGGCUUGGUCAAGUCUUUUCUGGGCAGCCUCUCUCGGAGGAAGCCCCUGGAGCCUGAGGGCGAACAGUCCACGUUUGAGCGAUGCCUGACCACCCUGGACUUGGUGGCCCUGGGCGUGGGCAGCACCCUGGGAGCCGGGGUCUACGUCCUGUCGGGUGAGGUGGCCAGGGACACAGCUGGACCCAGCAUCAUCAUCUCCUUCUUCAUAGCAGCUGUGGCCUCCAUCUUCGCCGGGCUGUGCUAUGCAGAGUUUGGGGCGCGGGUUCCCAAGACGGGCUCAGCGUACCUGUACAGCUACGUGACCGUUGGAGAGCUGCUGGCUUUUGUCACCGGCUGGAAUCUUUUACUCUCCUACGUCAUCGGGACGUCCAGUGUUGCCCUGGCGUGGAGUGGGACUUUUGACGACCUCAUAGGGGGCGUCAUAUCAAAAUUCUUCCAGGAAAAUGUGGCCAUUGGUCUUCCUGGUCUGGCACCUUACCCUGAUGUCUUUGCUGCAGUUCUUAUCAUACUGCUAUCAGGUGUCCUGGCCUUUGGAGUGAAGGAGUCGACGACGAUAAACAAGGUCUUCACGGCGGUGAACAUCCUGGUGCUGCUGUUUGUUACCAUCUCUGGAUUCAUCAAGGGAGACAUUUCCAACUGGCGAAUCAGUGAAGAGACUCUGAAAAACGCCACGGCGGUACUCAAUAACCUCAACUCUACCGCAAAUGUCACAAGCCCCUUUGGAACGGGUGGAUUCUUUCCUUAUGGCUUCUCUGGAACUUUAGCCGGAGCUGCAACAUGUUUCUACGCCUUCGUUGGCUUCGACUGCAUCGCCACCACAGGCGAGGAGGUGAAGAACCCUCAGAAGUCUGUACCUGUGGGUAUCGUGGCCUCACUUCUUAUCUGUUUCAUGGCCUACUUUGCCGUAUCGGCUGCCCUGACCCUAAUGAUGCCGUAUUACAUGCUCAACGAGAAGAGUCCCCUGCCAGUGGCCUUUGAGUACGUCGGCUGGGGUCCGGCCAAAUAUGUCGUGGCUGUUGGUUCACUUUGUGCCUUGUCCACCAGUCUGCUGGGGUCAAUGUUCCCGAUGCCCAGGGUUCUGUUUGCCAUGGCCAGAGAUGGAUUGCUUUUUCACCCACUAACCAAAGUCACCGCCAAAGGGAGUCCUGCUAUUGCUACAAUAGCUUCGGGGAUCGUGGCAGCCAUCAUGGCUUUGCUCUUUGACCUGGAGGCCUUGGUGGAAAUGAUGUCCAUCGGCACUCUGUUUGCCUACACCCUGGUGGCCAUCUGCAUUCUGAUACUCAGGUACCAGGAAGUUUCAGAAUCGUAUGAAAAAGAUCUACACGCUGGAGAACGCAAACAUAAUUUCCUGAAGCCACCUUCGGUACCCAACCCAACUACCUCCAAAACAGUCACCAUCUUGACAGUAGUUGCUGUUUCCUGUGUUACCUGCCUGUGCAUCACCAUAACCCAAGCCCUCGAUGCUUUGGCCCGUUUGGAGGCGUGGAGUCUGGUGCUUGUUUGCAUUUUCGGCGUCCUACUGUUUGUCCUUACCUUCGUAAUCUGGAGGUACCCACAGAAUCCCUCAAAAGCGUCCUUCAUGGUUCCAUUUAUCCCUGCACUGCCUUUACUGAGCGUACUCAUCAACGUCUUCCUGAUGGUGCAGCUGGGCGGAGAGACUUGGUUGCGAUAUGCCAUCUGGAUGUUAGUCGGGUUGGUCAUCUAUUUCUGCUACGGGAUUCGUAACAGCGUCCAGAGGAAGCGACUCAUGGGCCAAAAGAUGAACAUUGAAACCGUGUGUGGCAAGACAGACGUAAAGCCUUCGUUUAAAACUGAGGUCAUCAACGAGGAGAGGUUCUAGGCCUCGGUCUGGAGCUCAGAGAGUCUCACUCAGGUGUUACAGUGAGUCACGGUGUACCUACACUGGUUCAAGUCAAUCAAGUCAACUAGAGCAUGGAUUUAUAAUCCGACAAACUGUGGAGACAUUUGUGUAACAUUUGAAUGUUAUUGUAACCUGAAUUUCUUUUUUUCUUCCCCUAAAUUCCUAAUGUUCAGGUUAUAAUAAAUCUAUGCUCUCUGAGUAAAUUCCUAAAAAUGUAAUUAGGAGACAAAAGACAAUAAAAUGUAUUUUUCUGCCACAUAUUUUUUCUCAAAUAUAAAUGUAAAUUAUAAAUAUCUCAGCAGAACAUUUAUUUUUAGUGGAUUCACAUACUGGUUAGUUAUGUAUUUGUUAAUAAAAUGUAAAUUAAAAAAAUAAUUUUAAAUUCACAUUGUGGAAAAAUGCAAAGAGAUAGCAUGUACAUAAAAAUAAAAUGUGAUGUCUCCAGUUUUACACUUAGAAAUUAAAUAUUGCUAUAAAAAGUUAAAAUAGUUGGUUUUCUUUGUACAUGAUAACAUAUAUAUGUCAUCAUUAUGGUUCUGCACACCUUUAAAAUAUAUUGA